CAGUAAAGUAACUUGGCAACAGCAGCGUAAUGAAGUUAUCAACAAACGGAAAGUUGCGAAACUUGAAAACAAACUGCUGAAUGGGCGUUGGCAUACAAUGUUACAAACUAAAAGUUGGAGUUACUGAUAAACACUGAUUAUAACCAGAUAACUGAUCGCCUUCUAUACGAUAACAAAUUUGAUUCAAUAUAGGACACAAAAGAUAAAAAAAUACGUAUUUCAUACGGACGACGCGUGUGUGUGUAUCAUCAUUGUUAUUAUUCGGUUUUUCUUAAUUACUAUUCAAUUUAAAAAAUAAAUUAAAUUAAAACAGUAAAACUAAAAUGUCAGUUUCUAGAAGCAACAGUUUUAAUUCAUGUUUCCGUAUCGAACAACGCCUAAAGCUUACAAUUUGAUUAUGGUGACUCAUGCGAAAAGAAAAUUGAAAAAAUCAUAUUAAAUUCGAUUAUUGACUUAUUAUGUUCUCGAAAGUGUUUUUAUUUUCAUUGUCGUGUGUCAGUGUAGCUUCGCAGUCUAAUAAGGAUUUAUACAAUGGACAGUUUAAUGCGUAUUAUAACAAACAAGACCAAAACAAGGAAUACAGGGUCCCUAGUCCUGGCGACACUGAUUACAGGACCUACAUAUACAAUAACAGACGUUAUGGGACGGACCCGACGAGGUCCAACCCUUACAACCCUAAUAUAAACCAACCAGGAGGAUUUCCUUACAACCCCAUCAACACUAACCCCCUGGAUGAGCAGUUUAAAUAUAACACUAAUCGGGACCCAAAUAAUCCGGAUGCACUGUUCCCUGGUGUCCUUGGAGGAUGGAGAGAAGAUCUGCAGGGCAGAGAGCGAAGGGAUUCAAGGCAGUUGAAACGGGAUAUAUUUGUUACCACUAGCUAUGGACAAGUACAGGGCUUUAAGGUAUAUCUAUAUGAUAACCCAGAUCCUGAUUCAGGCUACCGACCCUGGCUGACACCAGUUGAAAGGAUACAAGGAGAAGUCUCUGUAUUCCUUGGGAUACCUUAUGCAAGACCUCCAGUCUUAGAGGGUAGAUUCAAGCCUCCCCGACAACAUCCUGGCUGGCAGUUAAUCCAAGCAGUGGACUGGGGUCCAGCAUGUCCCCAGCCUGUUCGCUUCACCGGAGCCACUAAAGGCAUAAGGGACAUGGAUGAAGAUUGCCUUUACUUGAAUAUAUUCUCGCCAAACUCGGAGGCAGGCUCCACUGCACAGCGAUACCCGGUGAUGGUCUACAUCCACGGAGGCCAGUUCAUGUCGGGCGCAUCCAACCUGUUUCCGGCGCACAUGAUGGCGGCCUUUUAUAACGUGGUCGUCGUCAGCUUAAAUUAUAGACUCGGAGCUUUGGGCUUCCUAUCGACCGCCGACGAGAACUCUCCCGGCAACUAUGGUAUCCUGGACCAGAUGAUGGCGCUCCGCUGGGUGUACGACAACAUAGCGGCGUUCAACGGGGACCCUGGCUCCAUUACUCUGUUUGGUCCCGGAGCCGGCGCGGCAUCAGCCGGUAUACUGGCAAUAGCUCCUCAGACUAGACAUAUGGUGGCGAGGGUCAUAGCACAGAGCGGAUCAGUGUUAGCGGACUGGGCGAUGAUAGAAGAUAAGUUCCGCGUGCAGAACACCUCUGUGGUGUUUGGCCGGAUGCUGGGAUGUCCCACCGACUCCUCCUGGAGGCUGCUCAACUGCCUCCGACAAGGGAGGAGCUUCUACGAACUUGGCAACGCAGAGUUUCAGCCGCAAGUCGGGUUCAUCCCCUGGGGCCCAUUCCUGGCCGAGAACGUGUCGCUCCCGGGCGACGAGUGGUACGAGGGGUGGCGCAGCCGGGACUGGGCCCUGCUGCCCGCCGCGCCGGCCGCCAUGCUGCAGGAGGGGCAGUUCAACCCGGCGCUGAGGUAUAUGACCGGCGUCACUACGCAGGAGGCGGCCUACUAUCUGUACAACAACGAGUCGCUGGCGCCCACUUACGCGGUGUCGGAGCACUGGGUGGACGAGCGGGUGCGCGAGCUGGUGCGGCGCUACAACUACACGCUCAACCCGCGCGGCGUGUACGAGGCCGUGCGCUACAUGUACACGCACCACCCCGCGCCGCACUGCGCCGCCGCCGCGCGCGACCAGUACAUUCACCUCCUGUCGGACUUCCUGUACCGCGCGCCGACGGACCGGCUGGUGAAGCUGCUGCUGGGGCGGCGCGUGCCCGUGUACAUGUACGUGAUGAACACCACGGUGGAGGCAUUGCGGCUGGACGCGUGGAGACAGUACCCGCACGACAUAGAAUGGCUGUUCCUCACCGGAGCGCCCUUCAUGGACCAGGAGUUCUUCCCCAAUAAGUACCGGCUCGAGAGACAGGCGUGGACCAAUAACGACAGGAACAUGAGCCAUUUCUUCAUGAAGGCUUAUACGGAUUUCGCCAGGUUCGGAAAUCCAACCCGUUCUCGAAUCCUGGGGAUACACUUCGAAAUGGCCACCGAGGGCCAGCUGCGCUACCUGAAUCUGAACACGACCUUCAAUUCGAGCAUCGAGCUCAACUACCGGCAGACGGAGCUCGCGUUCUGGACGGUCUACCUGCCCACCGUCAUAGGCAGGGUGCUCCCCACCUACCCGCCCAUCACCGAGUAUUGGUGGGAGCCGAAGCAGCCUCUACAGAUAGCCUUCUGGACGGUCUCCAGCGCCUGCCUUCUGCUGGUGGCGUUGCUGGUGGUGUGCUGCAUGCUGUGGAGGAACGCCAAGCGGGCGGCGCCUCCCAAGUGGAAAAUGGUUCCUAUUCAAGAGAGCGACCGCUACUACGCGGACGACGUGUUCGUCGUGCCGGAAGCGGAAGACGUGGGUAUAGACAACACGAACAGGUCCAGGGACAACAUCUACGAGUACAGGGAUCUGCCGCUGAAGAGGCCGCACACUCCACAGACUAUAUCUAGAAGCUUGAGUCAACCUCAAACGAUGCAGUCGUCCAACGCUCCGUCCGUGGCGUCGACCGGGUCGGCUCUGUCCCUGCGCGACUCCGUGUCCAGGGAGCCGCAGCCGCGGACGACAAUGGUCAGAGGGAUCCCACAAACCACCGUGUAAAUGGGCAUAAUGAUCGGAAACCCUUUGCAACAAUAAUUUGUAAGAUCUGUGCCUCCAGCGAAAUUGUAGUUUAAUGAGAAUUGUAAUUGUGAACGUAAAAAUUUAUUCAACGAAAAUCCCGAAGGAAUUUAAAUCAAUAAACUUCUUUCACUAGCGCCGCAGAUCUGUGUCUAGACUGAAUCGAUUUUCAUAAAUAGUCUAGUGCAAUAUUGGUUGAUUACAUUAAAAUAUUGUGGAAAUUAUAGUAUUAGGUAUAGUAGUUUACGGUAGGCAGCUGCUUGGCUAUGCCCCUGGCAUUGCUGAAGUUCAUGACAGUAGCCACUCAUCAGGUGGGCCGAAUGCUCGUCUCUAGGGCAAUAAAAAAUAUAAAAAAUAAAGAUUACGCGGACGUGUAUAAUCGAUUAAUGGAUGUCCGGACUACCGACCUACCUCAUUACCUUCAUUUAACAAUUCUCAAUCUUCAAACAUCGUUGUAUUAUUGAGAAUACUUCACUUUGAGCCAACAAUUACUCUUUUUUUAUGUUACUAUUUUAUACAUUGCCUUCCGUGCGUACACCAACUUUGUUGACGGGGUGCCGAUAGUGAUAAUAAUAACUGGAAACAAAUGACGCGCGGCAUCUAGCCCCAAUUGGUAAUUCCCGGCGUUAUAGAGACCAGACAUACUUAUAUAUGUUUAUAUAAAUAGAUAAUAAAUACCCAGACAAAGAAAAAACAAACCAGUUCAUCACACAAUGUUUGCCUGAUGUGGGAAUCGAACCCACGACCAGUACAACGACCCAACAGUCAGACUACUGCUACACCGAGUCGGUGAAAUAUAUACAUCAGUGAAUUAAAUAUAUAAAUCAGAAAUUGGCAACAUCGCAUGAUUUAUGUAACUGGCAAUCGCAUUUCUUAUGAAGUUAAAUGUGAAGGCUAGUUUUUUAAUUAGUCGUAAUAAUAUUAUCUUUAUACACGAUAAAUUAAAAAAAAAUGUUUUAGAAAGGACAAUGCCCAUUUUCUUUGGACGUUUGGGUCCCUAAAAAAAGUUGUCGGUCAUGAUGGUUUUAACUAAUUUGAUAGACAAAGAAAUAUCGUUUCAUAUUCAGAAAACGAUUUUUAUAUUCUCACCCAGAUUUAAAAGAAAUCUGUUUUUUUUUGCAGCUAAAAUUAAGUUGUUAAUUGUUUUCUUCGAAAUCAAUAAUCGCUCUCAUAGUUAGUUACAGUGUUAAGUAAGUUAAUUUUGUUUAAUGUUGGUAGAAAUAAGCCCUUAUGUACAUUUUAUUAUUAUUAUAUCCUCAUAAUAAUAAUAAAAUGAAGGUGGUUUCUGAGAAUGGACUUCAUUGACCCUUCUUUCAGAAUAAAAAAUCCGGAAGCCGGCAACGAUAUUGUUGUUGUUGUUUUUAAAUUCGCCAAUAGGCAGGCAAAGAGCGUAGCCUAUACAGCCUAGUCGUAGUUAUAUUAUUUUCGUGUCAAUAAAAAGCCGGUGUAUCUCUUUUUAUUGCUUUAUGGGAGUUUUCUCGACGAAUAGUACAUUUACUGAGCGUGAGUUUCCGCAGACCUUUUAUCUUGAAAAAAAAACAAUCACUGCUAUGCUAGCCACAAUUUUAUUCCAAUAUCUCAAUAAUCGUGAACAAUGAUUAUUGACGUUUAAUACACAAAACAACACCCAAUUUAUACAUAUCACAAUAAACUAUUAAAAAAAACAUUAAAAUAAAACUUCAAGUGACGCUUCACUCGGGUUGCUGCCAAAACUCUCUGACUAUGGUCAGAGAGUUUUGAUAAUAAGAAUAAGUAAUGGUGGGCCAUUGAGAUUUAUACUAAUGGAAUCGUACAAAAAUACAUACAGCCCUAAAUUUUCACCCCUCUACGAUCAACCCUUAUUUUUUAUUUGCUAGAAGAAGAAGAAGAAAAUUUGCUAAUUUAAUUUAUUUGCUAAUUUAAAACUUUAAUUUUUUUUGCCAGAAUUUUCAUUUUUAUUUUUAUUUUGUCAUGAAUUAAAAUAAAAAACCUGAUGUUACUCUAAAUUUUUCAUCCCUCUUACGAUCAACCCCUAUUUUUUAUUUGUUAAUUAUAAACUUUAAUUUUUUUGGCAAGAUUUUCAUUUUUAUUUUUAUCUUGUCAUGAAUUAAAAUAAAAAACCUGAUGUUACUAUGGCGGGUAGCCAUCAUACAACGCAAAAUAUUUGACAGAUGCCUGAAUCUCGCAUACGACAUUUUCAAGAUAAGCUUGCAUAUAUACAAGUUCCGAAUAACAACAUUCGGACCGUAACUUAAUUUUUUUUGGCAAGUUUUUUUUUUAUUUUGUCAUGACUUAAAAUAAAGAAAAUCAUAUUACUCUCAAUUUUCACUCUUAUACGAUCAACCCCUAUUUUUCCAUCCCGAUUUUUAUUUUUUUUAUUCUAUGCACAGAUUCGCAAUAAGGUUGCAAGAUGGCAAUCAAUUAAUAUAAUUGUAGUACGAUAAAUUCUUAUUCAGAGCUUAUAAUUUGAAGUUCCUUUAAUUAUGAUUUUUUUUAAAUUCGAUUUGAUCUCCCGCCCUCGCCGUUCGACUACUGAUCAACUAUCAAUCGAUCAGUUAUCCCCGCCAUGUGUCACCACUCAUCCAGCAAACAUCACGUAGUAAGGAUGAGGACGAAGCCGGUCUCCUGUCUUACUUACUCACUAUACAUCAUAGAUUAUACACUUAAUGUAUUUGAGAGCUAUACAAUACUAUACAUUUUUCAGCCAUGUUUUUUUGGUUUUAUUUGUGUAUCAAUAGCACGUUCAGUAGGUCUGAGAAUCGGCUACUACCUAUCUAUUUUUCAUACCCCUAAGUAAUAAGGGUUGUCCACCCCAAACAUUUAUUUUUUGGAUAAUUUUUUUUUUGUCAUAAUGAGGUACUAUGUGGUUAAAUGAGGUUUUUUUUUCUACACUAGAAUUUCCCUAGAAAUCUUAUUUAAGGCAAAACAACGUUUGCCGGGUCAGCUAUUUACUAUAUAUAUAUAUAAAUAUUAAAUUGAACAAAAAUAAACUAAAAAAGUCUGAAUUAUAACCAUUAUCUACUUUUUUUUUAUUUGUUGUUCAAAUCACAGAACUCUUUCGUUGGCAGCAUUUAAGUUUACUAUAACGCUGUAUGCGCUAAGCCCUUUGUAUACCUAUUGGCGAAUUUAAAAACUAUGAAGUAUGAAUGGUGGAAGUACUCAGUUUUCGGAUGUUAUCAAAUAAGUAAUUUAUUUUUUUGUAAAAUAAUGCCAAUGUGAAAGUAAUGUUGAUACAUAAACUAAACAUCGUGAAAAAAUAAGGCAUAGUUUUUCAAGUAGGUACAAAUAGUUUUGACACAAAGUUGGCCCACUUUUGGGCAUUGUCCUUUAGUAGAUGUUAGUGUUAGUAUAAUGAAGCGGUUCAACCGCCGGCGGGCGCGGCUGCCGCACAGGCGAUCCGUCCGCUGUCGGCGGGACCGCAGACUGUUAGUUAUUAGGAAAACUGUUCGUGAAAUUGUCCGUCCAUGUGAAACGUGCCUUUGUAUUAUAUUUAUUCAUUUUUUGUAAACAAAGAAUUAAAGACAUUUUGAAUCUACAA
Messenger RNA from Bombyx mori (domestic silkworm), 6594 nucleotides. It is a transcript of the gene Gli, whose product is annotated as neuroligin-2. Gene Ontology annotation, cellular component: plasma membrane; septate junction; tricellular tight junction. The transcript is spliced from 15 exons. NCBI's taxonomy places the organism in Eukaryota, Metazoa, Arthropoda, Insecta, Lepidoptera, Bombycidae. The coding region runs from base 459 to 3059 and encodes 866 amino acids. The record is from RefSeq and is a predicted model, not a curated record.